UGAUCAUGGACGAGGGUCAAAAGUACGCCGGCCCCCAACUCGACAAUCCAAUCCUCCACUAAAGAGGAACAGAGCCGGCGACCCGCAUUCGACCCCAGAUUGGCCUCGGCCUUGAUGGGGAAACAAACCCCAGAAAAAACGAUGGGAUUUUCCCUCCAUCUACCCUCUAAGUAAUCUGGGCCAUUACCGUACUGCUGACUGCUGCUGCAGCAUAGUCUCGCUCUCCCCUACUUCCUCUACUUAACAUUAGCCCGAGCAGCUUCUUAGUUACUUGCUUUCGCUCGAUCAUGUAGCCGAGCUGGGUUCAAUUCGUUCGCAGACAAUCACGCUUUACCCGUUCCUGCGGGCGCCGAUACAAUCCCGACACAGUUUAGUCGAGACCUGCGUGUUGCUGUGUGCGUGUGCGUGCGCGUGUGUAUGUGUGUGUGUGCGUGUGUGUAUUAGUUCACACGGUCCUAUCAAAUGCAGACCGUCCAAGUCUCGCAGGACGGCGGCCUGCAGCUACAACACCAACAUCAACAUCAACAACAAUCACAAACACAAACACAACCACAAUCACAGCAACACCAGAAUCACCACCACCACCAUCAUCAUCAUCAUCAACCACAGCAUCACCAAAAUCGCCGUGCUGAAGACACUCAUCAUAAUUCACGAAGUACGGAAACUGGAGCUGGAGCUGGAGCUGGCUCUGGUACUAUUGAACAUGAUAGCGACGAUGGAAAUGCUCUCAUAAGUGCUGAUGAGAACGACAUCGAAGAAGAUCAUGGAAGUCCUGGCGCUUUACGGAAUGGGAAACGAAAAAGACCUAUUUCAGUUUCCUGCGAGACAUGUAAACAGAGAAAAGUAAAAUGCGACCGAGGUCAGCCAUCCUGCGGUUGGUGUCGCCGUAACUCGGUGAGCUGUGAAUAUCGUGAGCGCAAGAAGCCCGGUCUGAGAGCUGGUUACGGCAGGGAGCUGGAGCAGAGGUUGGACAGGCUCGAAGAGAUUCUGCGGUCUCACUCGGAAAUCUUAAAUACAACCUUCAUAAGCUCAUCCCCUACCCACCACGGCCUACCACCGCCUAGUGUACGGAACAGUAAUCCUAGUAUCCCCAGCGAUCAUGGUACUCCGCGAGAGCCUACUUCUCUCUUCCGUCCUAACGAGUCUUUGCGGACUCCCCAGGCCGAGACGGCUCUAUUCAUACAGAAGCCCAUCUCCUUCUCCGCCGCGGCGCAGGGUCCUGACUUUGGUAUCCCGCCGACAACCUCAUCUAUGCAUUCCGUGAAUGAUGGCUACUCUACCCAUAUACAACCAGCUGGAAUAUCUCCUUCUAGCCAUUUAUCCACCACCUUACAGCCGAGCGCCGCCGCCCAAGAUUAUUACGGCCAGCCACAUCAACAGGCGUUGCCAUCACCUGGGUUAAGUGUAACCCAGAGUCAGACACAGAUUUCUUCGGAGACAGAACUCCCGCCGUAUGAUCUAUUGUACGCGCUGGCCGAUCUAUACUUUAAGCACAUCAACACGUGGUGUCCUAUACUUCACCGGAAGACAACGUUGGAUUCCCUCUUCGGGCCAUCGACACUGGAUGAAGCGGACAGAGUACUGCUGCAUGCUAUCGUAGCCACGACCCUCCGUUUCUCGACGGAUGCGAGACUCACAGAGGAACGAAGACGCCAUUAUCACGAUGUCUCGAAACAAAGAGUUCUCCUCUACGGUCUGGACAACUCAUCCGUGAAAUCACUCCAGGCACUCGUCAUACUCGCCCUCGACCUAUGCGGCAGCAGCAACGGUCCCCCAGGAUGGAACAUCAUGGCCCUGAUCACGCGGUCAGUAGUCCAGUUGGGUCUAGCAGUCGAAAGCAAUUCUCUCUCGGUAUCCCCCCACUACGCAUCCAUCUACACGCUACGGGCCAUGGUCCUUCCCGAACCGAAAGAUUUCAUCGAGGAGGAAUCGAGAAGACGCCUCUUCUGGAUGAUUUACCUAUUAGAUCGGUACGCUACCAUCGCCACGGCAUUUGACUUCGGGCUCGCCGACAAGGAUAUCGACCGCACGCUCCCCUGCCGCGACGACCUCUGGAUCAAGAAUCAGAAGAUCGACACGCGGUGGUUCAACUCCUCCUCGCAAGACCAGCAAUCCCCCCUCGACCACCAGCCCGACCACGAGAUCAAUCGCCCCGAGAACCUGGGCGCGUUCUCGUAUUAUAUCGAGAUAUUGGGCAUCCUCUCCAAGAUCCACCAAUUCCUGCGCAAGCCCGUCGACAUCGGCGCGCUCAACGAUGUCGAGCAAUGGCAGCUGCAGUACAAGGACCUUGACAACAUGCUCUCGUCCUGGAAAUUCGGCCUCCCCGGCGAAUACGGCAACAUGGCGAAGCUAUUCCAGCCCGGGUGCGGGAAGACGCUGAACGCGGGCUGGGUCAUGCUGCACGCGACGUAUCACACGGCCGUCAUCCGAUUGCAUUCCUCGGCCGCGUAUCCGACGACGCGGUCCCCGAUCUUCACGCCCUCGUACAGCGCGAGCCAGAGAUGUCACGGCGCGGUGGAGAAUAUCGCCGCGUUAGGCGAGUUCGUGGUGCAAAACGCCAUGUUGACGAAACUGGGCCCCCCGUUCGCGUUCACGCUUUGGGUCGCGGCGCGCUUGCUCCUUGUCCACGGGUCCACGGUGGAACACAAGCUCGCGCCGCAGAUCGCGUUCCUCGUCGACACGUUGCGGGAGAUGGGGCGGUACUGGCCCGUCGCGGCGCGGUACUGCAAGUUAUUGCAGCGCGUGCUGGACGAGCACUCCGAUAGCGAGAGGGCGGUGGGCCAGACGGGGGAGCGCGUCACGCCGUCCUCGGUGAAGAUCCUCGCCGACAUGCGGCGGACGGCGUUCGAUCUGGACUUUCUGAUCUCGCGACAGCCGAGACAUGUCAUCGCGACGAACGGGAAUGGUGGCGUGGGCGGAGGUUCGGCGGCGAGCCGGAUGCCGAGCGUCACGCCUGCGCGAACGCCCGCGCCGAACGAGCUAGAGUACCUUGACGUUUUCGACUUUUUCAACGUCCCGCGGUUACCCAUGAGUCAUGAGAACUCCGCCGGUCCACCGGGCAGUAGCAGUGGUGGUGUUGGUGGCGGGGAGAAUAUGAAUGUCGAUUCUGGCCUGGUGAAUAAACUCGAGGCUGGUGGGGGCGGGGGUGUGCCGAAUGAGUUUAAUAUCACGAAUUUUAUGAUGGAUGCUAGUAGCGAUUGGCUUUUCAAGGCAACUCCUUGAGAAACAACGGCAACAACAGGGAAACGAAACAAAAUGCUGAAAGGCAAUGGAAUAUGGAAAAGAAGGAUAGGGGAGUUCGUGUAUAUAAUUUAUCUAUCUAUUAUACCUCGCUGGAACUGGGGUGGAAGGUCUACAGUCUACAUGGUACAUACUAAUGGUUAUAGGAAGGGUCUGGUGACGGGGAAUGAGAUGGAUGACUUGUUGCGCGUUGGUAUUCACACCCACAUAGGUAAUUUGAAUAGUUGCCAACCGUUUAAUUUAACAAGCAACUACUCUGACCGAGGCAACUCCAGCCCAUGAUUCAUCCACUCUCCAAAG
Messenger RNA from Xylaria bambusicola, 3540 nucleotides. RefSeq names its product fungal-specific transcription factor domain-containing protein. Gene Ontology annotation, molecular function: DNA binding; DNA-binding transcription factor activity, RNA polymerase II-specific; zinc ion binding. The transcript has 3 exons. Gene Ontology annotation, biological process: DNA-templated transcription; regulation of DNA-templated transcription. Lineage: Eukaryota; Fungi; Ascomycota; Sordariomycetes; Xylariales; Xylariaceae. Gene Ontology annotation, cellular component: nucleus. The record is from RefSeq and is a predicted model, not a curated record. The coding region runs from base 463 to 3222 and encodes 919 amino acids.